UUCUUGUUUUGCACUUGCAGUCACACUGCUGUUUAUUUAUGUUUAGUCGCUGCUGUCGAAAAUUAUUGCAUAUUUUAGUUUAGUCAAGUAAAAAGUGUAAUUUUAAAACAAAUUCAGCUGCAACAAAAAACGAACUAAUAUCGGGUUAAGAAUAUCAGAGCGUUUAUCUUGCGGCAGCAGCGGUAGUUACGCGACACUUGCAACACUUGUAUGGCCGUGUGUGUUUUUCUAGUCUGCUGAGACCCAGAAAUAGAAAUUCUCUUGGCCAAACCAAAAAGGCAUUUUGUGUAUUAUAUAUAUAUAUACUAUAUAUACAUAUGUAUUUGUAUGUAUUUACAUAUGUGUAUAUUGAGUGAAAGCGCGUGUUUUAGUCAUAUUUAUGCGCGUGCCUAGGCAAAUGCGCUCCGGCGGCGACAUCAGCAGCCGCGUUAGUUAAAAGUAAAAAAAAAAAAAAAAUUGCCAAAAAGGUGGGAGGCAGCAAGCAGUAAAAAGGGAACGAGGGCUUCACCUCAUUACUCAUCCGUCUAUUUUGUGCGUGCAAAAAACGACAAGCGAGACAGCAACAACAACAACAACGAUUACAUACAACGAACGACGACAAGCAGCAGAGGCGCAACAAAUGUUUGUUAAAACGUAACAAAGGUAAAGCUGACGGAAAUUUGAGAGCAGGAUUUUGGAACGGAUCUGGCUGGAGCUGCAAGCGAAAUGGAGCAACCAUUGAUUGUGAGAGCCGAAUAUUCGUUUAUGGGCAGCAACAACGAUGAGCUGUGCUUCAAGAAGGGUGACCUAAUCACGGUGACACAGCGCGAGGACGGCGGCUGGUGGGAGGGCACACUGAAUGAUAAGACUGGCUGGUUUCCCAGCAAUUAUGUGAUCGAGUACAAGGCUCCGUUGCCGCUGGCUGAGACCAUACGACCGCCCGAGGAAAUACAAGAAUACCGUUCCGUGGUGCUCAAGGAUCUGCUCGAUUCGGAACGAGCACAUGUCGCAGAGCUGCAAGGAUUGCUCGAGAAUUUCCUCGAACCCAUGCAGCAGACGCAAAUACUCAGUCAGGAUGAGUAUGCGCAGCUAAUGUGCAACUUUGUGGAGGUGGUGAAGACGCACGAGGAUCUGCUCACACAGAUUGAGGAGUGCAACGAGCGCGUGGGCAAACUAUUUCUAACCAGUGCGCCGCUUAUGAAAAAAGUGCAUCAAGCCUACUGUGCCGCACAUCCCAAGGCCAUAGUUAUAUUGGAUAAGUAUAAGGAUGAGCUGGAGAAGUAUAUGGAGCGGCAGGGCGCUUCCUCGCCGGGUCUGCUAGUCCUAACUACGGGGCUGUCGAAGCCUUUUCGCCGCCUGGACAAGUAUUCGGCUAUGCUGCAGGAGCUGGAGCGUCACAUGGAGAGCAGCCAUCCGGACCGUGGCGAUACACAGCGAAGCGUGGCUGUCUACAAGGACAUUGCGGCCACCUGCUCGGCUACGCGCCGCCAGAAGGAGCUCGAGCUGCAGGUGUUGACGGGGCCGGUGCGCAACUGGCAGGGUCAGGAGCUGAGCACGCUGGGCGACAUCAUACACAUGGGCAGCGUGGCUGUGGGUCCGGAUCACCGCGAUCGCUACUUUGUGCUAUUUCCCCAAACGCUGCUCAUACUGAGCGUUAGCCAGCGCAUGAGCGCCUUUAUCUAUGAGGGUAAAUUGCCAUUGACGGGCAUCGUUGUGAACCGCCUGGAGGACACGGAUGUCAUUAAGAAUGCCUUUGAGAUAAGCAGUUCGCUCAUCGAUCGCAUUGUGGCCGUCUGCCAGGGACCCAACGAGGCCAACAAGUGGGUCGAGCUGCUCAAUGCCAACAAUCCCAGUCUGCCCAUGGGCAUCAAGCGUCAGCUGAGCAACCUAAGCAACUCCUCGCUGGGCGGUCAGCAGCUGAAUGCUUCGCACCUCAAUCAGCAUCUGGAUGCGCGCGGCUAUUGCACACGUUUCUCGCUGUGCGCCUACUACAGUCAGCCGCUGCAGCAGUCAGCCCCACUGCGUCUCACCUUGCCGCCCAAUAGUUACCCACCAACGGCGCCGUAUGCCAAUCUCAGUGCGCAUUUCGCACGGCUCGUCAAGGCGGGACGCCUGCGCAGCGCGAUUGUUAAGAUGCUGCUGUAUCCGCAGGCGAGGCAGAGCAUCGAUCUCAAGCGAAUUGCCUUGCGCAAGAAGCGCUGUCAUAAAGCCGCCAAGCUGCUCAAGGAUAUCAAUGCGAAUAGGCAGGAGUCAACAGUGUCUUCGCAGUCACAGUCGGAGCUGGAGCGUCAGAAUGCCAUUGAGCUGCCCACCGACUCGGAGAGCUAUGACGAUGAAUAUGAUAAUGAAUGUUUGCGCAGCUGUGAUUCGGAUCCGUUUGAGUAUGUGCGCUUCUAUCAGCACAGGCCUCUGGAGUCCACAUGCAAUUCCACGGGCACAUUUGUGAAGCACGGGCAGCGCCACACCUCAUCCAUAAAUUUAAUCAAAGUGGAUUCCCUCGAUACGGAGGAGCUGCAAGUGCAGCACGAGCUAAAGAAGGAGUCGCUUGUUAUUGGUUCCAAGGCGUUGCGGGCGCUCUCUCGCAAAUCGACUGAGCGCAACUCCAGUGUGCACACCUCAACGGCUACCAUCAAUUUGGGUGGCUCCAGCAUAACCAACUGCGUGGAAGAAGAAGUGGAAGAGCUGGAGGUGCCGGUGGAGGUGGAUCAGGCAGUCGAGCAGCUUUCGCAGCCCUCUACACUAAAGCAGCAGAGCUCCGAUGCGAGCUCCUUGUAUGGAGCUCGCCUGGGCGGCGCUUUUAUGGCAUGCGAAAAUCUGGCCAGCAUUCAUGAUGAUCUCAGCCCAGAGAAGGCGAAGCCACUGCCCGCUGCCACACAGCUGUCCGCCUCGCCCACCGAGCGGCACAGCAUGCCCAGUAUUUUUGUGGGCAAUCGAUUCAAUCGUUGCGCCGACACAGAGGUCUAUGUGCCCACAUGGCGGGAGCGCCAGCAGCAGCAGCAGAACCAAAGUGUGGAUGCUCAGCUGCUCAACGAGGAGGACGAGUGCGUGCACUCCAGCACGAUGGAUUUGCCAGCUGCAUGUCUAGCUGCCCCCGAUCAGCUGCAGGCUGAGCUGUUGUAUAACUACGACCAGGCGGUGGAGCAGCGGGCAUCACAUAAGAGCGACAGCCCCAGCACGGGUAAUCCACGUAGUGAGCCGUCCGCUGUGCGCAGGAACUCAAGCAACGAGCUGUGCAUAGAGGCUAAUCGGCCGGAAAGCAAACGGGAUUCCAUUAGACGCUGCAUCAGCUAUCAAUUCUUGCAGAUGAACAAUCGUUCGGCUGCGCCGCCUCCACCGCCACAGGCACCGCCGGGUGCUGCACGACGGGAUCAGCAGCCGGCACAGCACAGCCAGUGCAAAUGCCGAUGCUGUGAGAGUUCGCAGUGUCCCAGUCCGCGUUCCAGUGAUAGCGGCAUGGCAGGCAGCUGCACGAUAGCCUCACCGGAUCCACCCAAUGCAGAGUGCUGCGGCACGGAUGUGCUCGACAAUGUGGAGCCGGAGCAGCGCUUUGAUGUGUGCGGAAUGUUUCGUGAAAAGUUCUUGACGCCCGAGCAAACGCAGGACGAGGCGAAGGAGGAGUCGCAGCAUGAGCCGAAGUCGACGGACUCUGAGCCGAAACUGGAAUCACCUACCACGCCGACCACUCAAUCCAGUGCCCAAUUCCAAAUCAAUACAAAAAGUAUUUUUCUGGCCUCCAGCUCCAUGGAUGAAGCCAUGCCCACAGCCACAUCAAAUGGUCUCCAAUUUAGCGACAGCUGCUCCGCGGAUCAGCUCCACAGGGAGCCACGGCCCACCUUUCGAUCCGGCAUGUAUGCGCACUGGUGGAAGAAGGAGCGACUGCCGCCGGAGGUGUUGCGCGGCAUAGCGAGCGCCUAUAACAAGCGUUUGCCCUCGGUGACGGCCAGCGACAGCAAGGAUUCCAAUUGCUCGACCAACUCCGUGUGCUCCAGCUGCUAUUGCUCGCUGGGAGCGAGCGGAUUCAGCGAGGGCGCCAUUUACUGUGCGCUCUGUCACAAUUGUGGCGAAUAUGCAGGCAGCAGCACUGGCACCACCAAUACAACCACCACAACCGCCUCGAUCUGCUCCAAUUGUCCGGUGUGCAGCGAGGAUAUGGAUCUCAAUCCGUCUGGAACGCAGCGACGACGAGAAGCCUUCGCUGCGGCACAGCCGUCGUAUUCGUUGUCGCUCGAUUGUCCGAUUUGUGCGGCACGCGUAGCUUUAGCAACCGAAGAAGAUGUCUCCGCCAUCGACGCACAGCCUGUUGCUGCCGCCCGGCAGUCGCAAUCCGACGCCCAGCAGCAUCAGCAACAACAGCUGCAACAACAUCAAUAUCAACAACAACAACAACAGCAGCAGCGUCAACAGCAACAGCAACAGCCAGCAGCAGCUGGCGGGCUCGGCGGGAGCAUCGGCAGCAGCCACAGCGAUGUCACAACACAAACGGAGCCUCUCCUUCAAUCAUCAUCUGAGCUACAACCAAUACACGCACACUCAGCCUCCACAACAUCAUCUGCAUCCACCACAACCACCAAGUCUACCAAGUCAUCUGGGGCAGCUAAACCACAAAUCAAAUUUAGCCCCGACACCAAGCAGCAAGACAGCAGCGGCCACGGAAUCAAACCAGGCGGCCAUCCAAGCAGCGGCAGCGGCAGCAGCAGCAGCGGCAGUGGCAACGGCGGCGCCAAACGCAAAGAAAGGAAGCACAAAGGCUAACUGGACCAUCACCUGUUUGCGUCCGACGCCGCCCUUACGGCCAAGUUUGUUAAACACAAUCAGCGGCUCCAAUUCCGGCUCCGGCUCCG
This is a messenger RNA of Drosophila mojavensis, 4820 nucleotides long. It is a transcript of the gene RtGEF, whose product is annotated as rho guanine nucleotide exchange factor 7. Bases 706 to 4731 code for a protein of 1341 amino acids. The transcript is spliced from 8 exons. Lineage: Eukaryota; Metazoa; Arthropoda; Insecta; Diptera; Drosophilidae. The record is from RefSeq and is a predicted model, not a curated record. Gene Ontology annotation, molecular function: guanyl-nucleotide exchange factor activity; protein binding.